CACCACCACUCUCGCCCUGAUCAAACCCUUACCCUGGAUCUCAUUCCCUACUGGUCCCAUGAAUUCCAUUUCUUCUCCUUCGAUCCCGAUGAAUUCUCAUUUCCGAAUGCGCUCGUGGUCGACAACGGCCUUGAUCUCCUUGAUGACCGGGGGAACCAAGUCAAUUUCGUCAUCAAUCUCCUCCCCCAGCGCGUCGAGCAAUUCCAGUGAUGUUGAGGUAGAUGUUGGUGGUGAUGAUGAUGAUUUCCCUGUGGAGAGGAGGGUUGAGAGGAGGGUUUCAGGUUUGGCUUCUAGCGGGGCUACCUCCACUGUUGGUGGGGUUGAAGUCAAACUUGAACCCCACAGGGAAAGUGUUAGGCUGGUUGGCUUUGAGUCAGAUUCAGAGGACGAUGACAAUGGGGCUUUGGCUGUAGAUUUGAAUUUAGGUGAUGAGUAUGGUAUGGAUCAUGUUGAUGGUUAUGAUGAGGAUGAGAUACUAAGAGAUACAGUAGGGUUUUUUUUUUUUUUUUCAAUUUCUUUGUGACAGUUCCCCUUUCUUUGUAUUCUGUUUGAUUUUAAAUGAAAUUAUUUGCAUCUUUAACCUCCUUUUUUUUUUUUAGAAAGAAAAUUGCAAAGAAUGAUAAGGGAAUCCAUUGAUUUUGAAUGAAAUAUUUUGCAUCCG
Molecule: messenger RNA, 661 nt
Organism: Rubroshorea leprosula
Lineage: Eukaryota; Viridiplantae; Streptophyta; Magnoliopsida; Malvales; Dipterocarpaceae
Source: the annotation of a GenBank genome assembly